GUGAGAGGACUGAAGACUGCAGAGCUACAAUCGGGUAAACUUAUAUAAAUCUUUACUUCAUGAGAGGACACAUCAUGUCUUUGGAUAGAAGCAGCUGCGUGUUUGAUACUCGAUCCUGUUCAAAAACUCGACGGGCACAGAGAUGGAGACUCGGCUUCCACCUCAUGAGGGAGACGAGCUCUCGGUGGUCGACAUGCACACGGGCGGAGAGCCUCUGCGGGUCAUCCUCAGUGGCUACCCGGAGGUCAAAGGUGACAGCGUGCUUUCCAAGCGCCGUUACGUCCGGGAACAUCUGGACCACCUCAGGAGGGCGCUCAUGUACGAGCCGCGGGGACACUAUGACAUGUACGGGGCCCUGAUCGUGGACAGCGAGUUGCCUGAGGCCGAUCUGGGGGUGCUGUUCAUGCACAACGAAGGCUACAGCACCAUGUGUGGACACGCCGUCAUCGCACUGGGACGCUUCGCCGUCGACUACAAGCUGGUGAAAGAACCAAAGUCGCCGGAGACCCAGGUGAACAUACACUGCCCCUGCGGUCUGGUGAAGGCGUUUGUCGAGUACUCUGGCGGUAAAACAGGAGGAGUGAGGUUUCUCAGUGUGCCAGCGUUUGCGUUUGCCACAGAUGUGAUGGUGACAGUGGAAGGUUUUGGCGACGUGACGGUCGACAUCAGCUACGGAGGAGCCUUCUACGCCUUUGUAGACGCCCAGAGGUUCGGCCUCGACGUGACCAAGUCCAGGACUCGGGAUCUGGUGGACGUAGCCACAGCGGUGACGAAUGCUGUCAAAUCUCAGGUGAAGUUGCACCAUCCAACCAGUGAUGAUCUGGCCUUCCUCUACGGCACCAUCCUCACCGAUGGCAACGACAAUUAUUCCACAGAUCCCACCGCCAACGUCUGUGUGUUCGCAGAGGCUCAGGUCGACCGAAGCCCGACUGGUUCUGGAGUUACAGCUCGAGUGGCUCUUCAGUAUCACAAAGGUCUCAUCCAGCUGAACCAGACCAGGACGUUUCAGAGUGGAGCCACCGGAUCGCUGUUCACAGGGAAAGCUGUCGAGGAGACCAAGUGUGGCGACUUCAAGGCUGUGGUGGUGGAAGUCGCUGGCAGAGCUUUUUAUACCGGAGUCUCUCGCUUCGUGCAGGAGGCGGACGACAACCUGACACACGGUUUCCUGCUGAAGUGAGCCUCAAUUACAGGUUUUCGCUCUGCAUAAAUAUCUCUGAGCUCGCCAAGAACAGUGUUUGAUACGUAAUAACUGUGUUACAGAGAAAGCAGAGAAGAUGUCUGUCGGUUUUCUUUGUAAGAGCUGAUUAUAGCCUGAUUUAGAGACACCAUUCACUCUAUUACAAGACACUGUACCAUCAACAUGAUUUGAAGCUGUUAUUUUAAGUUAAAAACGUGCUUUAACAAAUAGCUGAGUUUCAUCAUAACCCUAACCCUAAAUCAUUACCCAUUCAUGUGGACUAACCUUGGUUAAACUAAUUACCUUGUCCUCAAAUAACACAUUUGCAUAGUUAAUCACAAAGUAAAACACAUAGAAAAACAUAUUAUUGCACAGAAAAUGUGGGUACUUCAAGGCAAAGACAAAUCUAGACUGUUUUUGCAUUGAGACGUUUAACUUCAAAUAUGUAAUGAUGAAAGGUUGAGCUAUUAAACCUGUGAAAAAAAAAAGAUUGUCUUUGCUCAUUCAGGUUUUGAUUUCAUGUUUCUAAUGUAAGUUUAAAUCUGUUUUGCCAACAUGAGAAUUGUCUUGCGUGUGAAUAUUUGCUGAUUACAAUGUGAGAAUUUC
Molecule: messenger RNA, 1783 nt
Organism: Acanthopagrus latus (yellowfin seabream)
Lineage: Eukaryota; Metazoa; Chordata; Actinopteri; Spariformes; Sparidae
Product: trans-L-3-hydroxyproline dehydratase
Exons: 6
Coding region: 143-1177 (344 amino acids)
Molecular function (GO): hydro-lyase activity
Source: RefSeq, a predicted model, not a curated record